AUGGCUUCUCCAUCCCCAUUAGAAUUCGCGGCGUCCCGACCACCGUCAGGCGUCGCGUCUCCCCCGCUGCAAAGAAUGCCGUCGCGAUCCCGAACCCAGAGCAUCUCCAGCGAUCGGCCGUCGACAUCGACCAUCGCGCACAGCCUCAUGUCACCCCCAGUGGCUGUCUCGCCGGAACCGGCCUUUAUUGCCGCCUCGGCCGCCUCGCAGAUCGUCACCAACGACCACGACAGCCACGCCGAAACAUGGUACGACCAACACGGCAUCGAGCCGUCCGGCGAGCCUGCCGUCGUGUCGCCCGCUGCCCUCCAGCUCGUCAACAGCUUUCUCGACCAGCUACUUUUUAAUUUUCUCAAUGUUGCGCGUUCCACCACACUCUCUGCGCUGCGCCCAGCCGUUACCGAGGUGCUGAAGCCGAAGCUCGCGAAAGAUGCCGUCAACCAGGCCGACGAGGAACUGCGCGAAUACCUAGGGGGCGACGAUGAAGAUGGCAGUGGAGCCCAAACACCCGCGCGGGCCCGCAGCGCCGCUGGGUCGGCUGCCGAUUGGGAUCUCGAGUUGGCCUGGAAGAGGACACGCCUCCGCUGCAUGGUCUACUCGUCGCUGGGCGAUAUGGAGGAGGAGGAUGAAGAUUACUACAUGGAGCAGGGUCAUCUCGACACCGGAUUGGAAGACCGCUCAUCGGAGGCUGUCUCACCAGCCGUGGCCAUCUUUCUGACAUCCAUCAUUGAAUUCAUGGGUGAGCAGGCACUCGUUGUCGCCGGCCAGGCUUCCUACCACCGAAGCCGCUCGAAACUUGAGAAGGAACUCAAAGAUGGCUCGCGGAGCCCUUCGAACGUCGCCGACAAGGUCGUUGUGGAGGAUCUUGACAUGGAGCGCGUCGCCUUGGACCGCACGCUCGGCCGGUUGUGGCGAUCGUGGAAGAAAAAGAUCCGUCUGCCCGGGGCCACGUCGAUGGACCGUCUUUCCCGAUCAUACUCCAGGGAUUCGCUUCAUUCCUCCUCCCCAGGCCAUCUCCGCUCCCCUAGCAGUGCAGCCGAGUUUGCUGUGCCCGCCACGGUGCCCGAGCCAAUUCCCGACGUUCCUGCCCUUCCGAAGGCAAAUACUGAGCCCGAAGGAGAAGAAGAAGGGGAAGGAGAAGGUGAUCGGAGUACCGAAGCGCCCUCAGAAGAAUAUUUAGUUGCGGCCGCUAUUCCCCUGCCGCUUGGCGAUAAUGAUGUUGCAGAGAUCGAGGUUCCCGGGCUCGCGCGGUAUAGAGAUGACGAUGAUGAGGAGGAGGAGGAGGAGGCUCGGAGCACAGAAGAGGACAACACACCGGCACGGCCAAAAAGCAUGCUUGUGCUACCAUUGGGAGGAAAAUCGGGCCCGGUCGACUCCUCCGCCCAAGCCCGCCCACAAGUCCCUCGGAAACGCUCGAACUCUGUACCAACGCCUUCGCGCCCACGUACUGUUGCGCCCAACCCCGGAACGCAACAAACAACUGAGGCGAGCGUGGAUCUGUCAACUAGCGAUGCACCGGUGGAUGUCCAGGAAGCAACGCUGGAGCAAGCCAAGACUACCGACACUACCGAAAGCACAGUCUCGGGCGCCGAUAACGUGCCGGCGGAGACCCCCAGCGAUGAGGACGAAGCGAGAGAUGACAGUGAAGACGAGGUAUCAAUUGAAGAGCCGCGGUUCGUCCGAUCCGAAAGAGUUUCCAUUCUUGGCCGGAGUCCAUCCACGGCAUCGUCUCCGGAACCCGGAAAACCGACCAAGAACCUCCGCGUCCGUACCCCGAGUAUCCAUUCCGUGCGCUUGAUCGAGGUAACAAGCCCCCGCAGCCCGGUGGCGAACUCGCAGCGCAGUUCGGUCGGUACUGCCGAUUCCGCUUCUCACUCGAGCCCAUCCCGUACGAGUCGUGUUAUCACCACCCCCACACCAGGCGACGGUCCUGGGCGGUCGUCCCAGGGCAGCCCGCGAGGCCGGUUGAGCCCCGUGACCACGCCGGAACCCGGAGUGAAGCCGAGCAACGAACUAGCCGAGCGCGCUUUAUCCACCGACCCAGAGGAGCCGGCCACACCUCCCAGGGCCAUCAUCAACAAGCUUACCGUCCUCCCGGCCACCUCUUCGCCCGCAUCCACGGCCUCCAAGACCAGCGGCGACUUCUACAUCGAAUCGAUGCCCGUACUGCCCGAGGAGAAGGAAACCACCGGCAUCCCAACCCAAAGGGAUGGCCAACGGCGGUACUCUUCCCUGACUAUCCAGCCCCCGGCCGUCCCCGAGCGAAGCGCUGGUAGACAAGCGAUCGCCAAUACAUCCGCGCUGCGUUCACCCGCAGCCCCCAUCGGACAGGUAUCAGUCGAACGGUCGCGAGCUCGCAGCCCAGUACGGGCGUCGCCUUCGUCCCCUCACCCGCGUGAUCUCUCGGCCGGACGGAACCGGCUGCAGCGACAGCCUUCGGCCGAACCGGUUUCGGCGACCAAGCUGAAGGCGGUACGCACCUCGGAGGAGGGCAUGCAAGCCCGAAUUGAUGUCGUGCGGAACUUUGAGGAGCUCAUCCAGAGUGACGAGACGAUUCAGUACACACUGACGCCAGAAAGCAUGCGAGACCUUGAUCUGCCCCCACCACCGGGCCGUUCCAUGACCUCGAGCUCCGUCGUCUCAGUCAAGACCCGGAAGAGUGAGGAAGCCCGCCGGAGCACUGCCCGUCGUUCGUCUUCCGUCCCUCGCAACAGCGCCGGGACACCCACCUCGGCCCCUCGGUCAUCGGGCUCCGGGUCACACUCCCUUUCGGAUGUGCACCAAGCUACCCGCAACCUGCCCUCAGGGAUCACCAAGAACGGUACUGUUGUCCCACGGUCCAUUCCUCCCGUCCCGACGAAACCGCGUGGCACGAACGGGCCUCAGGCUAGAGACCCGAGGCUCGCCCGUGAAUCUAUCGCCGAGUUCGCCGAAUUCAUCCGCUCGACUGGUCCUCCCGGCGGGAACACCCAGCCACCCGUCCCGCUCUCCCCGGGCCUACCACCCCCAGGCCUCGCCCUGGGUAAGUCGGUCUCCAACACGAGCGCGGAGACGAGCGGGUUGUCCAUAACAAGCAACCCGAACCGGCAGAGGCUCCAGGCCCGCAGUGCUGCUGUCAGUCGCAAGGACGAUAACUCCGACUUGAUCGACUUUAUCCGCCGCGGGCCACCCAGCAACGCCACUGGGCCUCGUAUUCCUCGAACGGUUGCGCCGUUCCGGAGCACCAUGGACUCGGACCAGCUAUCGGCUGCGGUGGGUGGCAGAGCCGUGGAUGCCCAGCUACGGGACACCGAGUUCCGCAUCAGCCGGGCCUCGACCUACGGCACCGAGAUUUCCAUCCCACCUUCUAUUCAGUCUGUCAACUCGCACAGCGCCCUGCUCACCAAAAGCAACACCUUCUCCUACGACACAGCCGAUACCGACAUGCCCAUGCCGAAGCGCAAGACACGCCGCGUGCGCGACCCAUACGCUAUUGAUUUCAGUGACGAAGAGUUCGAGGACGACGAUGACCCGUCCCCCCUGCCACCCAAGAAACCCGCUGCCAAGGAAGAGAGCCUCAUCGAUUUCCUCAACAACUACGCGCCCCCGCCCGAACCCACCGUUCGGCCUUUCAACAUCUCCCAAACACGCAACGCGCAGCAGCAGCAACAACAGCAACAGCAGCAGCCCAAGAAAAAGGCUAGCGCGUCUAGCCUCAUGGCCCGGUUUACCCGACGCGACAGCUCUAUCACUGGGGCAAGCUCCAGCCGUCCCGCAAGCCCCAAGGUGGUGUCAGACCUCCGGAGUGCCAGCGGCGGCCGUCCCGGUGGGGCUCGGCCCGGGCACAUUCCGAUCCAGGUCAACAUCCCUAGUAGUGCGUAUGCACACCCGGCGCGGACCUCCUCGAACAAGGCUGCCAGCAUGAUGGGUGGCGGAAGUCCUAGCCCCAGCCCCGCCGCCGGCCGAGUCCCCAUGAAGAAAUUCGAGCCCCGCGAGGCCGCAUCGGUGUCCAGCCGGGGUGGCACGUCCGACUUGGCUGACUUUUUGAAGCAUUCGGGUCCUCCGCCUGGGUCGACGGUGGGCAACCUGCCUAGUAGUCCCGCGGAUAAAGAAGAAGGGAGUGGGGGGAUUUCGAAAGUGUUUGGGCGGAGAAAGAAGGGGAGUGUCUCUUAG
Dichotomopilus funicola is the source of this 4152-nucleotide messenger RNA. RefSeq lists its product as uncharacterized. The transcript has 3 exons. Gene Ontology annotation, molecular function: protein heterodimerization activity. The record is from RefSeq and is a predicted model, not a curated record. Bases 1 to 4152 code for a protein of 1383 amino acids. NCBI's taxonomy places the organism in Eukaryota, Fungi, Ascomycota, Sordariomycetes, Sordariales, Chaetomiaceae.